This is a messenger RNA of Apodemus sylvaticus (European woodmouse), 6556 nucleotides long. RefSeq names its product phosphatidylinositol transfer protein cytoplasmic 1 (gene Pitpnc1). Bases 988 to 1986 code for a protein of 332 amino acids. Gene Ontology annotation, molecular function: phosphatidylinositol binding; phosphatidylinositol transfer activity. Gene Ontology annotation, cellular component: cytoplasm. Gene Ontology annotation, biological process: phospholipid transport. The transcript is spliced from 9 exons. The record is from RefSeq and is a predicted model, not a curated record. Lineage: Eukaryota; Metazoa; Chordata; Mammalia; Rodentia; Muridae.
GUUCUGGGACAGCCCUGGCGUCUGGCAGCGGACUAGGAGAGACAUGCUGUUUUGUUUAAAUCCUCCACAUUCUUUGCCAUUUCCCCAUUGGCCGGAUGGGGCUACCCUCCCCGCCGCGGCCGCUGCUGAUGUCAGCCUCGCUGCUCUCGCUCCUCCCGCACCCACCUCCCUGCCCCAGGCACACUGCAGCUCGGCGCGGACUCUCCAGUCGCGGCGAGGUGGCUGCAAACUCACGGGCACGCACGGCGCUCGCUGAGCCGAGGGACUCGGGGGAGGGGACGCGCGCAAGGCACUGGCAGCCAACCGCCGAGGUUGAAGACACCCGGGGCCCAGAGCAGGGUAGAACCCUGGCGGCUGCGGCUUCCCUUUUCUCUCUCAGCUGAGCUCCGGAGAGACUCGGGGACUGGCCCUAAAAAGAGCCAGGAAAUCUUGUUUACCGCCCGGGGAGAGGAGCCCAUCGAGCCUUUGUUUGGAAAGUCAGCAUCGCCUGCUCCCGCGGCAAUGUGUUCCUGGUGACAUUAACCCAGGGUAGACGAGUAGGAGAAAAGGGGGCUCGCCAGGUUCAGCUCUGCUUUCGGAGGAGGAUCCAGACGCGACUUUUGUGCGUUUGUCUGAAUUUGUGAAAAUCCCUUUUCUCCCUCCUUUUGCUUCUCUUGCCCGCCGCCGGGCAUGUCCUGAUCUGGUGGCCGCGCCUACCAGCCCGGGGCUGCUGAUCCGAGCUAUCUCCCGCGGGUCUCCCUCCCUCAGUGCCUGACUUUGCAAUACCGAGAGGGCUGAUCUCUGCGAGGAAGGAGGCGGAGGAGUCACAGACACCGGGACCCGAAGCUUGACAUGCUCCGGGGCGGACCGGAGGCAGUUAGGAGCUGAGCGCACCACCGGGGUUGCUUCGCUCGCCGGUUCCCAGCGUCUUUGCUCUCUUCUGGGCUUCAGCCUUGCUCAUCUGUUGGGACGCCCCCUUCUUUCCUGGGAUCCGCGGCCGGCAGGAACAUGCUGCUGAAGGAGUACCGAAUCUGCAUGCCGCUCACCGUGGACGAGUACAAAAUCGGACAGCUGUAUAUGAUCAGCAAACACAGCCAUGAGCAGAGUGACCGGGGAGAAGGGGUAGAGGUCGUGCAGAAUGAGCCCUUUGAGGACCCUCACCAUGGCAACGGGCAGUUCACAGAGAAGCGAGUGUAUCUCAACAGCAAACUGCCUAGUUGGGCCAGAGCUGUUGUUCCCAAAAUAUUUUAUGUGACUGAGAAGGCAUGGAAUUAUUACCCAUACACCAUCACAGAAUACACUUGUUCCUUCCUGCCGAAAUUCUCCAUCCACAUAGAAACCAAGUAUGAAGACAACAAGGGAAGCAACGACAGUAUUUUUGACAGUGAAGCCAAAGACCUGGAGAGAGAAGUGUGCUUCAUCGAUAUCGCCUGUGAUGAAAUUCCAGAACGCUAUUACAAAGAGUCUGAGGAUCCUAAACACUUCAAGUCUGAGAAGACAGGCCGAGGGCAGCUAAGAGAAGGCUGGCGAGACAACCAUCAGCCCAUCAUGUGCUCCUACAAGCUGGUCACCGUCAAGUUCGAGGUGUGGGGUCUUCAGACCCGAGUGGAACAAUUUGUGCACAAGGUGGUCCGAGACAUCUUACUGAUUGGACACAGACAGGCCUUUGCGUGGGUUGAUGAGUGGUACGACAUGACAAUGGAUGAAGUGCGAGAGUUCGAACGAGCCACUCAGGAAGCCACCAACAAGAAGAUCGGCGUUUUCCCACCGGCCAUUUCUAUCUCCAGCAUCGCCCUACUGCCUUCCUCGGUGCGCAGCGCCCCCUCCAGCGCCCCGUCCACCCCUCUCUCCACAGAUGCACCAGAAUUUCUGUCCAUUCCCAAAGACCGGCCCCGGAAAAAAUCUGCUCCAGAGACGCUCACACUUCCAGAUCCGGAGAAAAAAGCCACCCUGAAUUUACCUGGCGUCUACGCUUCUGAAAAGCCAUGUCGGCCCAAAUCAGAGUAACUCCAUGUGAACGUCCCAUUGGAUCCUUUAUUUUCAUUUGUGGCUUCUUUAUUUUAUUUUAUUUUAUUUUUUUAAGACUCCUCGGGACGAGGAUAAGACUGCCUCUUCACUCAGAUGUGUUCUUGGAUCUCAGACUGUGCAUGUGGUUAAAUAAUCUCACAGAUAGCAAGAACCCCUACGUGUGCCACACAGCAUCAUAGUGAGUGUAGAAAGUAUAAUUUAGAAAAAAACAAAACAGGAGGUGCUGAGGACAGGGCUCAGGGGGUGGAGCUGCUGCCCUGGCCACGCCGCGGAACCCUGGGGUCCGUCCCAGCAAUGGUAAAUGAGGCAGGAGCAUCAGAAGUUCAGGGUCAGCCUCAGCUAGACACACAGUUUGAGGCCAGCCUGGGUUAUUUGAGAUAGUCAGUGUCUCAAGAACAAUCAGACAAAACCCACAGAAUAGUCUCUAGCUUUAGAUGUGGGCCAGGGAGGAAGCUUUAUUUUGGGGGCUUUGAUGAGUCUGAUGUGGACCUCAAUGGUAAAAGGGUGAAUGGAUGAGAACACUUUUUUUUUUUUUUUUUUUUUUUUGGGUAAGUGUGGUACAAUAAUGACAUCAAUUUCCUCCCAUCAAACCUGAAAUUCUCAGUAACAAAAAGAAAAAAAAAAUACUCUCAGGUGUCACAUACCUAAUUGUUAUCAUCUGGGACUGCUGACCACCAAUACUUGAAUUCCAGUUGUUAUCAAUAUUCCUAUUUUGAUUUAGUCUGACUCAGGAUUUGGAGCCUGAUUAAACUUCUUAAAUUUUUGAAAAUUUUAAUAACCAACUUCUUGAGGCUCCAAGUGCGAUUAACGAUAACGUCUUUAUACCUUUUCACAAAAUUGAAUAAAGUGCCCAUCCGUUUGCAUCUCUUUGCUUCCCCUUUCAUGCCCUGGUGGCUUCUCAAAUCUUUUAAGACUUGCCUGGGUGACUUAUGACCACAACUAAUAUAAUGUGGAAUAUUCUGGAAACAGAGAGCCCCAGGUGAGACAGACAUCUUCUCUUCAGGUACCUACAAAGUUUGACCUGUGAGCUUCAUCAUUCAUAACGAUUCUCAGAAAUUUCAACAAGCUACGUAGAAUUCAGUCUCCCAUUUGAGGAGGUUCAGAGUAGACUGAGUGACCUGAGCUUGACCACUGUCUGAACCAUGCAGAAGAGAAUCCAUCCCUCCUGGUUUAUUCUCAGUAACACCCAGAUAUUGCCCACCACCGGGCUUUAGAACACACUCCCAUCCUUCUACUCCUUCCUUAUAAUCUAAAUAUUGGGGGUUAGGAUGUAGCUCAAUUCUUGCCUAGCGUGCAGGAGGCCCUGGGUUCAGUUCCCAACCGCGCAAUAAGGAAAUAAUCUAGCUAUUGGCUGUGUCCCAGGAAUCCAGUCAAUACAGGCAAGUGGAAAAAGGCGGGGAGUGGAAUCACAGGCUCCUGUUUAUACAGAGGUGUGAUCAUAAAUGUCCCUUUUGUCUUACUCUCAUUGCUGAAUGAAGGGGGCAUGUAUGCCGACAGCUGGCAAGGUCGGUCGGUCAUCACAGUGGCAUGAAGAGAAAUCUGUCACCGUUGCCCCUCACUGGGCACACAAGGAAAGCAAGCAGGUAUAGCAAUGCCAAUCAGCAGGUAGCCAGGAGCUCUAGAGCCCAUGACCUCGCUAUCCCUUCCUGACUUGGGACUUCCAACCUUAGGAAAGGAAAUAGCCCCCAGUACAGAUCCCAAAGGAAGCAAAACAGACCGAGGAGUGUAUUCUCCUUCCCUGGCACCUCCCAGCUGAGAAACCCUGCCCGCACCCUCUCUUCGGGGCUCCACAUUCUGCAAGGUCUCCCGGGUCCACGCCCUCUCCUGCAGCACAGACGCUGGCCCCUCAAGCCCAGCACCAAAGUGUCUAGCGCGUCUAGAUCAUUUCUUGUCUACAGAUGGACAUUGCGCCUCAGUACUCAAAGGAAAGCAAUUACAAAUAUCUUAUCGUAACAGCGCAUCUUUUCCUUGAGGUGACAGUACCGUAGUAGGGUACCCUUCUUUGCAUGGUAUGGAAGCAUGAAUCUUGCUUGUGGGAAAACUGUAAUCUUUUCUCAAACUCCUCUGAACUCCUCAGCGGCUCCCUCUCCAUACAGCUGUACUCAAUGAGAAUGUCUGACUUUCAGAAGCAAAAUUCCACUCUCAGAAGACUCGGAGUUCGCCUAUGUAUCCGCUUACCAUUUGUGAGCUGAUGCGGGCUGGGGUGGGCUCAUCGGUUUCCGUGUGGUACAAGAUGAUUUUUCGCAGGUGUCUAGCCCAUCUGGCACCUAGUUUUUCCAGUAACACCACACCACUCUUCCUUUCUGUACCAGCUUUCACUGUCAAGGUCAGCAAUCUGGUUCACUUUCAAAAGCUACAUUCAUAUUCCCUCUCUGUGAGUCUUCUCUCCUUUGUAGUCAGCCCAGGACCUUUGACAUCAACUGCAGUGCUAACCUAUGAUAAUGUGAUUCUUAACCAACACGUAUGUGUUCAGUUUUUCUGUCUACAUGUGAUAUGCGUGUGUUACAAAUAGGGAAGGGGUGGGACUCUGGAUAUAUUUCAUUAGCUGCUUUGAAUAUUUAAUCCAGCCACCACAAAGCAUAAAUGACUCCGAUAUCUUGAUUUCCAAGUGUCGUUUCGCUUUGUCCUUACGUGAAUGUGCCAUUGUGGGAUCCAAGCCUUCCGAGGAAUGUGUACAUAGAACAUGAGUAAGUCUUGUGAGGAUGGAAACAAAAUGGCUGCAUGACGGAAAUUUAGGAAGACAAAAAAAAAAAUAGCAGAAACUUGAAUUGCUAAGCAUGUUUGAGGGGGAAAUAGAAUCCUUAACUCAGUGCCUAUGUCUGCCAUGUGAAAUCCUUCAGCUUUGUUCACCAAAAUUGUAUCAUACCUGUACAUAUAUACACAUGUAUAAAAUGCAGUCUAGCAAGUCACAUGCCACCAGUUCUAAGUCUCUGGCGGCCAAACUGAAUUAGUAACCCAUAGGAUAGAUAAUACAUAUGUUUACCCUUCUUCAUCUCUGACGGCGGUGGAUGCGACUAAAAUGGCCGCCAUACGUGUCUUGACUCCAGGUGGCUUCCGAAUAGGAACUAUCCCUGCAAUCUUGGUGUGGCAUGGCAGCCUCUCUUCGUCUGCACUUUCCUGGGUCCAGGUUUUGUGGUGUUUUUAUUGUAUAAGGCUUGUCUGGAACCACCCCCCAAGGAGGGUUUCCUUUUGCGCUGUCGUAAGAGAAAGCAAAGGAAAAAGAAAUUGACAUUUUUUUCUUGUCAGUUUGUUGGUGGACUUGCUUAUAAACUCUGCUAUCAUGGCUUUGCAUCUACGUGGGGACUGUUUUAACUUAUUUACAGGUAUAUGGUGUGGAAAUAAGUUAGCUCAAUGUAAUGAACACACAUACACACACACAGACAUGGACGCAUACAUGGACACACACAUGAACACACACACACAAAUAAAUAAAGUUUUAAAAGUAAAAUACACAACCUCCAAUAAUACCUCUAAAACUAAUCAUGUGUUUGUUUGUUUGUUUUUUCUUUCAUGGCCCAUAAUGAACUUUAAGCUUAAAGGCAUCUUGAUAGGAACUGUCUUCAAUGAAAAUUUCAGGGCUAAUGUGUUUAUGAAUAUUUUCAAAUUUCUCUUCCUUCAGUAUCUCUUCAAUGCUCUGAGACAACAGGGUAGCAGGGUGCCAGCCGGCUUGGAUGGAUGGGAACUUUGUUUCUGAAAAGGGCCAGCACAGAAGUGAUUAUCCUUUCAAUCUAUAAGCAGAUAAUCCAAUGGAAGGUGUCUCUUUAAAUAGUUUCCAUACUUUUCUGGUCACCUGACUGGUGGCCUAGAUGACAUUCUGCCAUCUAAGCCAUAGUUGUAAAAAAUAAAACAAAAAUAAAAAUCCUGGCCUGAGCUGUAAGUUGACAUGAAUAAACUAUAUUAAGUUCUUUAUUCUUGCUGAGAAUAAAGACACUUUGGUGCCACGCACUGUCACACUGCAUUGACACCACCACGGGCAGAUGCAAGACACCUGGGGUCCUUCUGUAUGCUGUAUCCCACCUUCAAAGUGGUCUGUCUGAGUCCAAUAUCUUACUGCUCAAGAGCCAUAGGACUUCAUGAUGUCAGAGUGUGAAUUUGUGGAGAAUUCACAGUCAGUGCCCUUAAUUGCAACUCCAUUUUAACAAAUACUUAGGAUAAGCCUCCCCACCUUCUUGCUUUUCAAGUUCAAACUGUAUCUGCAGAAUUUCAAGUUUCCUGUUCAGUUUCCCAGUGCCCCUGAGAAGAGAAGAGGUUCUAUUGAGUUGAUGUUCUAUGUCCUUGUUGCCAGUGUCAUUUCAGCAUUUACAUUUUCGAGCUGAGAUCUUGAUCGGCUAACUUAGUCAAAAUACCACUGCCACCACUGAAGGACCAGGUGUUGGAACGCAGCGUCGCAAGCAACACAAGCGGAAGUGACCCUAAUACACACACAACCCUCUGUGUCCUUUUAUGGCUGUUCUGUCGUUGAUGCCCACCCCACCCCCCAGUUAUUUAUUAUUGUUAAUAACUUACUUUUUCUUACAUUCUGUUGUAAAUAAAGUUCGAAGCAAUCUUC